This is a messenger RNA of Hypanus sabinus (Atlantic stingray), 4176 nucleotides long. Its product is annotated as sodium- and chloride-dependent creatine transporter 1-like. Gene Ontology annotation, cellular component: membrane. Bases 232 to 2160 code for a protein of 642 amino acids. Lineage: Eukaryota; Metazoa; Chordata; Chondrichthyes; Myliobatiformes; Dasyatidae. The record is from RefSeq and is a predicted model, not a curated record. Gene Ontology annotation, biological process: sodium ion transmembrane transport. The transcript has 14 exons.
GGCCCAUCAAAAGCCGAGUGCCGGCGCCGGUGCGGGGAGUCUGAUGGGGAGUCGGCCGUGGAAGCAGCAUCACCGCUCGGCACUGCUCGUUCCGGCAGCCCGGCACCAGACCCGGCAGCUGCGUCCAUGAGAUUCUUCAGACUCACCUUCAAGUGCUUCGUGGAUUGUUUUUGAAGCGGCCGAGCGCGGCUUCGCUGCCUCACCGUCUCACCGUCUCCUCAUCCCAGCACAAUGCACUCAGACUCACCGCCGCGUCCUUCAGAUGGGUACGGUUGUACUGGUGUACCUGAAGCUGAGACUGCAGAGCUGGUUGCUGACCCUGAGUCUGGGCAUGAGGACAAAUCUGUGCUGACCCCUCUCGUCAUCAACAAUGGUUGUGUGAAAGAUGGAGCAGUCGAGAGGGAGACUUGGACUCGUCAGAUGGACUUCAUCAUGUCCUGUGUAGGCUUUGCUGUGGGACUGGGCAACAUCUGGAGGUUUCCCUACCUCUGCUACAAGAAUGGAGGUGGAGUUUUCCUCAUCCCAUACCUGCUCAUCGUUCUGGUGGGGGGGAUUCCGGUCUUCUUCUUGGAGAUUGCACUUGGACAAUUCAUGAAGCAAGGUGGUGUUGGCGCUUGGAAUAUUGCACCUCUCUUCAAAGGUCUGGGCUUUGCCUCCAUGGUGAUCGUCUUCUUCUGUAACACCUACUACAUCAUGGUCCUGGCCUGGGGACUGUACUAUCUCGUACACUCCUUCACUAACAACCUGCCUUGGGCCACUUGUGGCCACACCUGGAACACUCCGGAAUGUACCGAGCACUUCGAGCACACUCAGUGCCACAACAGGACUGUCGUCAACGGCACUAACUUCACCAUCGACUGUGAGGAACUAGCGAACAAACGCUCACCCAUCAUCGAGUUCUGGGAGAGGAGGGUUCUGAGGAUCUCGGAUGGAAUCGACCAGGUUGGGUCGAUCAGCUGGCAGAUGCUGCUGUGUGUGCUUGCCACCUGGAUCAUUAUCUACUUCUGUAUCUGGAAAGGAGUCAAAUCAACGGGGAAGGUUGUCUACUUCACCGCCCUAUUUCCCUACCUGGUCCUGGUGAUUCUCCUCGCCCAUGGGGUAUCCCUGCCUGGAGCUCUGGAUGGCAUCAUUUACUACCUGAAACCAGACUGGUCCAAACUGGCCGAAGCUCAGGUUUGGAUUGAUGCAGGAACCCAGAUCUUUUUCUCAUAUGCGAUUGGAUUAGGAGCACUUACAGCACUAGGCAGCUACAAUCGUUUUAACAACAACUGCUACAGAGAUGCCUACCUCCUGGCACUGAUCAACAGCACCACCAGCUUCUUCUCGGGCUUUGUCGUCUUCUCCGUGCUGGGCUUCAUGGCGUCUGAACAAGGAGUGGACAUCUCAAAGGUGGCAGAAUCUGGCCCUGGCCUGGCCUUCAUCGCCUACCCCAAGGCCGUCACUCUGAUGCCAGUUGCCCCUCUCUGGGCCGCCCUCUUCUUCUUCAUGCUGCUGGUCCUGGGACUCGACAGUCAGUUUGUGGGCGUCGAAGGGUUCAUAACCGGCCUGAUGGAUCUGCUCCCAGCCUCAAUGGCCGGCACCGUCCGCAGGGAGCUGGUGGUCGCCAUCUGCUGCCUCAUCUGUUUCCUCAUCGACCUCUCUAUGGUGACAAACGGGGGGAUGUACAUCUUCCAACUCUUCGACUACUACUCGGCCAGUGGCAUCACGCUGCUCUGGCAGGCAUUCUGGGAGUGUGUCGUUGUAGCCUGGGUCUACGGUGCAGAGCGCUUCAUUGGUGAUAUCACCCGGAUGAUCGGCUACCGCCCCUUUCCCUGGAUAAAGUGGUGCUGGCUGUUCAUCACACCCUGUGUCUGCGUGGGAAUCUUCCUGUUCCACGUAGUGAACUAUAAACCGCUGACGUACAACAAGAGCUACGUGUACCCGUGGUGGGGAGAGACCUUUGGCUGGUUCCUUGCCCUGGCGUCCAUGGCCUGUAUCCCCAGCACCGUGCUGAUCAAACUUCUGUGCAGUAAGGGAUCUUUGCGAGAGCGCUGGAAGCUGCUGACCACUCCAGUCUGGGGCUCCCACCACCUGCAGUAUAUGACCAUGGAGACGUCCCUCAAAUUCCUGGGUCCUCAGGGAGUUCCCCAGGACCUCAAAGAGAAGGAGACAGCCAUCUAACACGGACAGCUCUGAGCCUCAAACACCUUCCCUCUCUGCUUGCUGAUUCAGCUGUCCCAUUCACACCCAGCUUCUCCUGUAUUGUACAGAAUGUGAACUUCAGUCCUAGUUUGGGUUGUAUUUUCUUUGGAUGCAUUCUUUCCUUAUAAAGCGUGCAGUGACGAUGGAACCACACCUGUCCCAGGAUCAUCGGUGAAGCUACCUGGAUGAUGGGAUGUGUCUAGCAGCUGCAGGCUGGUACCUCCUUGUUGUUAAAAACAAUCUAACCAGGUGGAAGAUGCCAGCUGAUCACCGAGGGCUGUUUCCUGAGGGAGGGGUGUGGAGAAGGGAUUGGGAUGUAGCCCAGAGCAGGUCUGGAGGUUUAGAGAGGAAUUUUUUUUUUUAGACGGGGCAAGUUCCAGCUGGAAUAGAUUGAUAGGUUCAGGGCGGGCUUACUCACUUCCAUCAAGGCAGCAAGAAAACAGGAAAACAGCGGGGUUGAGGAUGAAUCAGGCUGGUGGCCAAGAUGAUUCUGGAUAUGAUAGCUUCCCAAUAGGUUUCAGAUGGUCUCUAGCUUCUCUCUGCCCUGGUGGCCUGGGACAGGUGCCAGUUGCUGAAUGUGGGCCCCAAUUCCACCUCUGUCCUGGGCAGUUGGUUGACCCUGCCUAAACGCAGAUUUACCCAUUCUGCCUAAGCCAGGAUGAGAUUGCAAACGUCACGUUCAACCUGCUUGAGGCUUUGCAUCAAGCUCAGGACAUCCCAAAUCCCUGGACGGGACUGAAGUUAGUCACUAUUGAAUAUAUGCAUCCACAAACUCAGUAAUGACCAAACUUUCGAAGGGAAAAGCAGGAAGUGUAGGUAACACUCAACAGGGCGGGCAGCAUCUGCGGGAGGAGAAACAGAGGCAAAACAUCAUGUCAUCAGAACAGGCAAGGACACAGAACAAGCUGCAGGGUGAGGGAGGGGGAAGGGGUUGUAUAUGCUGAGGUGAAACAGGGUGACUGCUGGGGUAAGGUUGUGUGGUCAAUGAGUGAACAGGGGCAGUUAGCGAGGGGGAAAGGGGACAGAGUGUGUGGAAGGGAGUUGUCUCCACUGGGAUGAAAUAGGGUGACUGUUGGGGUAUGGUUGUGUGGUUGGUGAGUGAAUGGGGCAAUUAGAGAGGGGGAACAAGGACAGAGUGUGUGAAAGGGGGUUAUAUAUGCUGAGGUAAAAUGGGGUGACUGUGAGGGUAAGGUUGUGUGGUCAGUGAGUGAAUGGGGGCAAUUAGAGAGGGGAAACAAGGACAGAGUGUGUGGAAGGGGUUGUCCCGGCUGGGGUGAAACAGGGUGACUAUUGGGGUAAGGUUGUGUGGUCAAUGUGUGAAUGGGUCGGUUCGAGAGGAGAAUGGGACAGAGUGUGUAAGUUGUGAGAUGGGGAUGGUUAGAGAGGGAGGACCGGGAUAGAAGGUGUGGGAAUUGGGAAGUGCAGGGCAGGAGUAUUUUCUUGACCAGAUUAUUGUGAGCAAUAAGUAUUGACAGAACUGGGGUGGACUUUCCAUCCAUGAGAAAGGACAGGGCUUUCCUUUAUUCUGUCAGCCUGGACUUUGUGGAGCCCUGACCUUCCAGCUCAGAGGUGAGAGUAUAAGCCUGGGGCCAGGCUGUCACCUUCCCCCCACCUCAUGUUGAUCAAAGCAGCUGUGGGUCCCUCACUCUCAUCAAAGCUUCUGUCAGUCUGAUACAGUGUUGAUGGUGAGUCUGUGUGGACCACCAUGCUUGGAAUAUCGCUGAAUGUGCCAAAGUUCCACAAGGCCUUCGCUGGAGAAAGGGAGGGAGACUUGGGACAGGAGUGACCGAGAGGUUGGCCAGUGACUGGACGGGGGUGUGUGUACCUCUGCCAGUGAGAAUCAAGGGUGUGAUACAGAUGAGCCUCAGUCUGAGGAGUAACUGGAGGGUUUUCACUCCUGCACGGACCACUUCUCAUUUUCACCUUCUGCAGGUCAUUAAUGGAACAAAACAAAUCCGCUCUAGCUUACACAAUGCAAUAAAAUUUUGAACGUUG